UUGACAGCUGAUAGGUUAGCAACAAACAAUCAACUACUCAGCCUAGCUCACAGUCCUCCGACCGAAUUUUUAAUACUCAAACUACUCCAUGGCCACCCCUAUGUCAAGUGGCAUACACCCUGGUAAAAAACCACGAAGAUUGCGAGGAACUCCGUCCUGGCGCAUUCGAAACUACUUUGCAACUGGCGUACUUGUUGCAGGCACAGCAUUAUUUGCGCUUAUCCAGGCCCUAACAUACAAUAAAGAGAAAAACGAAAAAAUUAGACAAUUUCUAGCCGUGACUGAGGAAGAGAAAGAUCGCCGUGGAUUGAUGUCUCUCAUUAAACCCAGACGAGGAGAAGAGAUUCUCAGGAUAAUGGAAGAAGCCGAAGAAAUCAAGAAGAAGAUAUGAUAUAUGAGUGAGGUUUUUAGUAUUUAUCUUACAUUUAAAGUAGUUUGUGUAAAUAAAUAGCAAAUUUAUCA
Molecule: messenger RNA, 462 nt
Organism: Hermetia illucens (black soldier fly)
Lineage: Eukaryota; Metazoa; Arthropoda; Insecta; Diptera; Stratiomyidae
Exons: 2
Coding region: 89-391 (100 amino acids)
Source: RefSeq, a predicted model, not a curated record